CAACUGGCUGUUUGCGACUUCUGUAGACGAGGCUUUAAAGACUGAUUGGUCGACACGCAAGUUACUUUUACGCAAGUUACGCCGCAUAUGAAGUUAGCUUUAUCCGCAUUUCGUCUUUUUCCACAUAACUACACGAAUCAAUCAAAUUUUACUAGAAAGAGACAGAACGAGACUUCAACUCUUCUUCCCAUCGUAAAGUUUCCGUCUUAUUUUUUCAUUUUCUUCCGAUGUCAAUGGUGCGUUUGACGUUGUCAUGCGGAUUGGCACAGAUAAGAUAAGAUGGUCAAGAGAAAUAACUAGCAUCUUCUGACGGCGAUCCAGGAUCUAGUGAUCCAAACGCAAUAGAGAGGAACAUAGAGGAACAAGAGGAACACCGAAUAGGAAGGAGCGAUGCUCGAAAGGCUCUUAUUUACGUUUUGUUAAGGAAGAUUCCCGCGCGGGGACAGAGCCGCGGGCACUGUGUUUUCCGUCUGAUACUGAUAAGGAGAAGAAGUUCGCGAUUUGUACGAGUCCGCUCUAUCUUUGACAAGAGAUGUCCGACGGCAUGGAACGCGAGAAAAAUGAGAGGUUAACCGCGAGGGAAAUCGAGGAGGAAGAGAUGAAGCGCGAACUCACAGGUAUAGGAAUAUAUGAGCCAGGAAUCUCGUAUAAAGAAAUGAAAAGAUUACUCGAAUUUGUCAACGAGUCUCAAGAUACAUCGAAUGUUACUUCUAAUAAUAAAAAUAUGCAAGAGGAGACACAACAUUCCGAUAACGAAUGCCUAUCAGAUAUUACAUCCAACAUGAAUGUGCAGCAAGAGAUGACCUUGCAGGAAUGUACGGAGAUGCCAAGACCGUCGUAUUCGUACAAAUUGAAUCGCACAUCUCCAAUGAUGCACGAACGUAAGACCGUUCACUGUAUCAAUAAUCCGGAAUCUCCGUCCCUUUUCGAAGCAAGGAAUCCUGUGUACAGACGUAAGAGUUCCGACAGCGACGAGCUGUUUGAUGUUACCAAUUCCACGCACAGUACAAAUCGAUUCUCUUCAUCGAGAUUGAACAACGCAUCGCGGGAGUACCAGAAUACCGCCGCGGCGGAGAAAAAAACGGGAGCACAGGAUGCGCAGAGCGAGGUCGUCCAGAAACUGGAGAGAUGGCGGCUGAAUCCGCUCGACGUCUGCGUCAAUGAAAACGACGUGCCUUUGCGACCGCCAGCUCGAUCUUUGGCUCGGGAACGUACGCCAUUUCAGCAUUGCAAAGAGGCGCACGUGCCCGAUCAGUGCGACCAAGUGAUACGGUCCGUGAGCCAGCACUUGAAGGAAAUGGCGGAUUUGUGGUACACUUGGCGACCCAUUACCAAUUCAAUAUUUCAGUGGGGGUCACCCAUUCAGGUCGGCCCCGCUAACAGUAGUUUGGAUAAAAAAUCAUUAACAGAAUCUAAGACUGAACCGACCAUCAAAUCAACGGAAUGUACAUACCGAGACGGUUAUGAACGAGCUAGUAAACGUAAAGCGAAUACUAUCAUCGGUAGGCUGAAUACAAAGAGUUCCACUGAGGACGAGGACGACGAUCGGUAUGACUUUGUUUGUGUUAGAAAAAAGAGAGUUAAAUCUGAUAAAUCAAACAAUAUAAAAGGUGAUACGAACCAGAAUGCGCACGCCAGUUAUAAAAAAGCAACAAAACAUUCGAACGUGAUCACGAAUGACGUAUUAAGUGAUGAAAAUACUGACACAGAAAUUAACAGUGAGAAUGUUAAACAUCUAGGUUCUAAAACUAGAACCGAUGAAAAGGACGAAAAAAUGUCGCCUGAAUUAACCACGUAUCCUAGAAGAAUAACACCUCCCAAUCCUAAAGCGCGUUUAAUUCUGAAUAAACAAAGAAGAGUGAACGCUAAGGCGGCUCCAAAGACGAGACACGCUAAUGAAAAUAAAGUUAAACAGGUGAGAAAUAAAAAAAAGGAUAAUACAUUGACAGAAGAAGAAAUCCGUCAGAAACUGGAAGAUGACUGGAACGAUGAGGAAGAGGAUGCAGUGGAAAAGGAUGUGGAAAUUCGGCCGCUGCCAAUACCAAGAAACUUACGAUCUAGAUUACGACAGAAACAGUUACCAGUUAACAAAACAAAAACAACGAAGUUGGAGAAGGUGCAGGAGACAACGAAUAAGGAAGAAGAUAGUGAUGAGGAGCCAAACAAGAAAAAGAGACUGAAAGUUUUCGAACAAGAGAAGAAAGAAGAAUUAUGCGAAAUAGAAAAUAAAAAUGGAAGCUGGGAACAUCAACUUUUAUCCGAUGAUGAGGACAAAUCAUCUAAGAUGGAUCGAGAAGUUGAUACGCAGAAUAGCAAUCAAUCCAAUAAUGUACCUACUUCAGUGAAGAAUGUGAACUGUCCUAUAUGUAAUAAAUUAUUUCCACAUAAUGAGAUAGAAGGUCACGCCGCUUAUUGCGAUCAAUUUGAGACAAAUAACGAAAAGGAUGAUAAUGAGAGUAAUCAAUUUGGAUGUAAUAUAUGCAACAAAUAUAAGACAAGCAAUGGAAUGGAAUAUGAAGAGCACGUACAACAAUGUAUAAGUAAUAGGAUAAAUCAAAAGCCACAUGGUAGAUUGUUAUGGCACACUUCAUUGUACGUAUCACCUGUUGAAAUGAAGUUCUUGAUUUUGGCAUUGGGAAUUUCAUUUUUGAUCACUGUACAUUGUCAAGUUAUAACUUUAAAUGGCGCAUGGACAGGGACCAUUAAUAUCUGCGAUAAAAAGUCUUUCAGAGAAUGUAACAAUGAUAUCAAUUUUAACGCUACUGUUCCUGGGGGAAUUUAUACAGAUUUAUAUAAGAAUAAUAUAAUAGAGGACAAUUUGCUUGGAAAAAAUGAUAUUAAUAAUCGUUGGGUCGGAAAUCAAUCCGUGAUUUACACGAAAAGUUUUGACGUGAGCGUUGAUUUUCUCAAAGCUCACAAGAUAAUCUUGGUUUUUCACGGGAUUGAUACGUUCGCUAACGUUUCUUUAAACAAUCAUGCGCUCGGAGAAACUUCAAAUAUGUUUUUAAAAUAUAAUUUUGACGUGACAGAUUUCAUCAAGAACGGACAGAAUCUACUGAAAGUCACAUUUUGUUCGGCUGUUAAAGUAGCCGAAGAUUUAUACAAUGAGCAAAAGAAAAAGUAUAUUGUACCGCCAGUGUGCGUACCUAAAGAGUAUAAUGGACAAUGCCAUAUGAAUCAUAUUCGUAAGAUGCAAGCCAGUUUCUCAUGGGAUUGGGGACCUGCUUUUCCCUCAAUUGGUAUUUGGAAAGAUGUUGAAUUGAUUCCUGUUAAUGAUAUAUUCAUCAAUGACAUUACGACUGACAUACACAAAGAGAAUAAUACCUGGAACGUUCUCGUCACAAUAUUUCUUGAGGUAGCGCAGAGCAAGGAUGAACAAGUCACAAGUAUCAGUUGUCAUGUAGCGUCGAUAUUACACAUUUCACAAAACAAACUUAUCAGUAAUACCAAUGAGGUUUUACUUGAUGCAAGUGAAAAAUAUAUAAAUGUUUCACUUAUUGUACCUGUGGAUGUCGUUGAGACCUGGUGGCCGAAUGGUUACGGCAAACAACAUCUGUAUUACAUGACUGUUAUUGUGACAACAGCAGACAGUGUAUUAUACAAGCACAUUCGUGUAGGCUUUAGAACGGUGGAGCUGGUGGAAGAACCUCUGAAAAAAGGGUUAAGCUUCUACUUUCGGAUAAAUGGCGUACCGAUUUUUGCUAAAGGCAGCAAUUUUAUUCCAGCCAGUGUCUUUCCCGAGCUAGGUGCUAAAGAAGACACUAUUAGGCACUUGCUGUUGUCAGCCAAGGAAACCCACAUGAAUAUGCUAAGAGUGUGGGGCGGUGGCGUCUACGAAUCGAAAUUAUUUUACGACCUGGCUGACGAGUACGGAAUUAUGAUUUGGCAGGAUUUCAUGUUUGCGUGUGCUAUGUAUCCCACGAGCGAUUCGUUUUUGGAGAGUGUGAAGGCAGAAAUAUUGCAAAAUGUGAUACGUUUGAAAAAUCAUCCGAGUAUCGUGCUUUGGGCUGGUAAUAACGAAAACGAGGCAGCGCUUUAUGGGAAUUGGUAUGGUACUGGUACCGCUCAGGUUUAUAAAGAAGAUUACGUAAAACUUUACGUGAAUCUAUUGAAAACGGAAAUAGAGAAAUUGGAUCCUGUAAGACCAUUUGUCGUGUCCAGUCCGGGCAACGGGGCGUAUGAAAAAACAUACAAUUAUACUGGAGUAAACCCUUAUUCGAAUUUCUAUGGCGAUGUUCAUUAUUAUAACUAUCUCAGAAAUGGAUGGGAUAUCACUCAAUAUCCUCGGACAAGAUUUUGCUCUGAAUACGGAUUUCAAUCUUGGCCAUCGAUAUACACAAUAGCGACCGCUAUACAAAGCACGAAAGAUCUUCGCGUCGACAGUGACUUCGUCAAGCACAGACAACAUCUGCCGCUCGGCAAUCAAUAUAUGCUGCAUCUGAUCUUGCAUAAUUUUGCUAUACCACAAAGUAACGAUAGCAUUCAAGAUUUCACGAAUUAUGUAUAUCUCAGUCAGAUCAAUCAAGCUGUCUCUAUAAGGAUAGAGACAGAAGCGUACAGGCAAGCCAAGUCCGAGGUAAAUUCUAUUGGUGAGGGUAUGACAAUGGGAGCUCUCUAUUGGCAGCUAAACGAUGUCUGGCAAGCUCCGUCGUGGUCUUCCAUAGAUAUCAAAGGUCGUUGGAAGAUGCUCCAUUAUUAUGCCAAAGAUUUCUUUGCACCCAUUAUCGUUACACCACAUUUAUCCACGUCCAACGAACUCUCGAUAUAUGUGAUAUCCGAUCGAUUAUAUACCUUAACAAAUUGUACAGUAAAAAUUGAUUUCUACAAAUGGGAAUCCAUGAAAUCUAUAUUCACAUUAUUCUUCAAUGAUAUUGUAAUAGAAUCUAAUAAAGCUAUAAAAAUUACAUCUUUUUGGUUGGACAAAUUCCUGUUUCAAGUGGGUUGUGGAUCAUUAAAAUUCGCCAAGAAAUCUUGCAUAGCCACUUUAUCUCUCACAAAUAAAUCUGGAUCUUUGAUUGCUCCAAUUAAUUACGUAUAUCCUGAUGCGUUAAAAAAUGCGGAUGUACCAGUAGCCAAUGUCACUAUAAGGAUAGAAAAGAAUCACUUACCUGGAGAACUUUCCAAUUAUGCAGAUUUCAAAAUUAUAUUAUCGACAGAUAACAUAGCGUUAUUCGUGUGGUUAGAAGUGGGCAAUAUACAUGGUCGUUUUUCGGAAAAUGGUUUUCAUAUGUUCAUAAAAGAGAAAGAAAUUAUUUUCCACGCGUACGAAGCAACUUCGGCUGAAUUAUUGCAGAGCAACAUAAAACUCACUCAUUUAUCAGACAUUUACAAUGUGCAAUAACAAUUUUGACGAUAACUACUUGUUAAAAAAAGGCAAAUUUAAAUUAGUAACGCAUAAAAUUUAUCGUGAGGCAGAUAAUUGCUAUUACAAUUAAAUUGUUUGAGAAACAACAUGAGUAAAAAAUAUCUCACUUUUGGAGAAUUGGAAAAAUUUAGUUUUUAUUAUACCAGUGUUAUUUAAAAUAAUUAAAAAUAUGUUUAAAAUAUGCUUUAUUUCAUCUCGUACAUUAAAUGUCACUUUUUGUGAUGUAAAAUUUAUUUUUUUAAAUAAUUUUGAAAAUUUUGAUUUAUAAUUUUUAAUAAAAUGAGUAUUUUCGUACAUGUAAAAUAACAUUUAAUUGGAAAAUUUUUUAAAUAUAUUCUUCUAUAGAUUUUAUAAAAUAAUAGAUUAUAUCUUAAGAUAUUUAACUUUAUUGUUGAAAAAUGUGCAAUUCAUAAGGGAUAGCAAACAUGUAACAUUAAAUUUCAGGAUGCUAAAAUGACUCGUUAUUGCUUGUACUUUUAUAGAAUAUAAUGUAAGGAAAACAAUUAUUGAUUUAUGAUGUUUCUUAUGUAAAUAACAUAAAAUAGAUCUGAAAUCUAGAGAAGAAAUUAACUCUGUGACUGUGUGAAAAAAUUGUAUAUCCAUUUUUCCUUCUAAAUUUCCUACCAUCUUAAUUUCGACAAAAAUUGAUUUGUUGUUUCUCAAAUAACCAGUUGUAUAUACAAUAUUUUUGUGAAAAAUACUACAUAAAUUUUUAAUUGC
This is a messenger RNA of Monomorium pharaonis (pharaoh ant), 6085 nucleotides long. It is a transcript of the gene beta-Man, whose product is annotated as beta-mannosidase. Gene Ontology annotation, molecular function: beta-mannosidase activity. The transcript is spliced from 16 exons. The coding region runs from base 533 to 5341 and encodes 1602 amino acids. The record is from RefSeq and is a predicted model, not a curated record. NCBI's taxonomy places the organism in Eukaryota, Metazoa, Arthropoda, Insecta, Hymenoptera, Formicidae. Gene Ontology annotation, biological process: glycoprotein catabolic process; carbohydrate metabolic process.